Messenger RNA from Puccinia graminis f. sp. tritici CRL 75-36-700-3, 1678 nucleotides. RefSeq names its product glutaminyl-tRNA synthetase. The transcript has 7 exons. Gene Ontology annotation, biological process: glutaminyl-tRNA aminoacylation. Bases 58 to 1665 code for a protein of 535 amino acids. Gene Ontology annotation, molecular function: ATP binding; glutamine-tRNA ligase activity. Lineage: Eukaryota; Fungi; Basidiomycota; Pucciniomycetes; Pucciniales; Pucciniaceae. The record is from RefSeq and is a predicted model, not a curated record. Gene Ontology annotation, cellular component: cytoplasm; cytosol.
CUAGUUCGCCAAGAACAUCCCACCCACCACAACAGUCAACACGAGAUCACACCAAGCAUGGACAAAAGCACGAUAGAAGGACUGGCCAAGAAGCUCCAGGACUUGGGAUUACUCGAGAAGCAAGCACUAGACACCGCCAGGAACGUACCACUGGCCACCCAAUACAUCAGUUUCAUCGAGUCACCCACAGCCUCCACAGCCUCCACUCCGAUCGACAAGUCAAAAGCCAGCCUGUUGCUCAGAUGGUCCACCGUCGUCGUCUCCAAGCUUAAGGAUAAAUCAACUGAAAGGAAACAGAUCGGCGCCCAACAUAUUCUGAAUGGCAAUCUGGCUUCCCCUGCCCAAGUCGAUGCCGCACUCGAAUUUUUAUCCGUUGGAGAUGGAACGGUCGAUGAAGAGCUCUUCAAGCGAGAGUGUGGCGUAGGCAUUUCGAUGACUAAAGAAGAGGUCAAAGCGAUCGUUAUGAAGUACGUGGCAAGUUCAGAGAAGGCGAAAGAAUCGAAAUGGGCAUCACUAGGAAAGACGACGGGAGAACUGAAAAAGCUGGCAGUUCUGAAAUGGUGCAAUCCGAUCGACCUCAAGAGCUCGGUAGACGAGAGUUUCCUAGAGCUCUUUGGCCCCAAAGAUGCCCAGCCGACUUCCACAGCCUCCUCCAAACCUGCCCUAACUACCAACCCAAAAGCCAAGAAGAAUGUCGGCUCAGAUUCGAAUCCGACUGCUCUUUCCGCAUCCAAAGAGACGUCCGCGGCCGCUGAACCUCCUAGCAUCUUCGAGGUCGGAAUGUUGAGCCAACUCUAUCCUCCCGGUGGGAACCCUCAAAAAGAUCCGAAACUCACCCAGGAUCAUCUGAAGACUACCGGCGGAAAAGUCGUCACUCGUUUCCCUCCAGAACCCAAUGGAUUCCUUCACAUUGGACACUCCAAGGCGAUAGCGAUCAACUUUGGAUAUGCGGCCCACCAUGGCGGAAAAUGCAUAUUGAGAUACGACGACACCAAUCCAGAAGCGGAGGAACAGAUAUACAUUGACUCGAUCCUCGAUAUCGUCCGGUGGCUCGGCUUCGAACCCGCUCAAAUCACUUACUCUUCUGAUUACUUUGGAAAACUUUAUGAGUUGGCUGAGCAAUUGAUCCUGAUUGAUAAAGCUUAUGUCUGCUUUUGUACCGGUGCGGAGAUCAAAGCCAACCGAGGAGGAGAAGAACGAGGUCCCCGAAAAGCCUGCGUCCAUCGCACCUUGCCGGUCGAGACCUCCUUAGCAGAGUUUCGGAAGAUGAGAGACGGCCAUUAUCAGCCGAACGAGAUCAUCCUGCGGAUGAAACAGGACCUGGAAGAUGGCAAUCCACAGAUGUGGGACCUCGUUGCUUAUCGGGUCCUUAAUGCCUCUCACCAUCGCACUCGAGACCAUUGGAAAAUUUAUCCUACUUAUGAUUUCACCCAUUGUCUGGUCGAUAGUUUUGAGAAUAUCUCUCAUUCACUCUGUACGACCGAAUUUAUCCAGUCGCGUGUUAGUUACGAAUGGCUGUGUCAUGCGCUGAAUGUUUAUACACCGCGACAAACGGAAUACGGAAGGUUAAAUUUGGAAGGCACGGUGAUGUCGAAGCGAAAGAUCAUGAAGCUGGUGAACGAAGGUCACGUAGAAGGCUGCCCCGUCCCGUUCUGUACACAUUGAUAGCAUUACGACG